GAGCCAGCGCUAUCAACACUGCUGCCCCGAGGGCUCUUCCUACUCGGUCCUGAGAGCCACAGACGAAUCUGGGAAUAUCACGGCUAAACCAAUAGCACUGUUGAUUCGAAAACAUGCUCGAGGUUUUCUGUUUUAUCGUGUGUGUCUCGACAAACUGGCUGACGGAUCAUACUUUCAUUUCCAGAUCACGACACCGAUGAAAAUAACAUCAGACACCGCAAGUAGAGUAGUAGCAUUGAGAUAAAGACUAAUCUUUACAAUUAUCGGAACAAGGGACAAGAUGCAGACACGAAAGCAACGGUUGAUAUAGCUUUACAGCGAUGUAUAGACUUAAAUUAAUAUUCUCGGAUUACUGAUACAAAGCACGCGCUUCGACCCACAAUCUUCAUCCCGGUUCCGCAAAGAAACUCAACCCAAAAGUGUUGAAGAGCUCCAUGCAUUCAAAAAGGGAGAGGAGAGGAGCGCUGUCCCGUGCUGGAUGGAUGGUUAUGGGGAAAGGAGCAGGACCAUCGGCGCUACAAGUCUGCCAGUUCCUUGCACUGUUUCUCAGUCUGUUUCCAGCAGCCACUCUGCAGUGUAAGAUCCUCAAGUGUAACUCAGAGUUCUGGGCCUCCACCUCCAGUUCUGGCCCAGAAGAGGAGUUUUGCACUGCUCUGCGAGCAUACAACAGUUGUGUACGUCGCACCGCUCGUACAUGCCGGGGUGACCUGGCCUACCAUUCAGCCCAACAUGGUAUAGAGGAUCUUAUGAGCCAACACAACUGCUCCAAAGAAGGGCCCACUACCCAGCCUCGUGCCCGCACAGUCCCACCCCCAGUCUUGUCACCACCCCAAACAGACAUUCAUAUUCCCUCUGACGAGCCAGAGGUAUGCCAUUACGAGCGGAGUCUACCACAUAAUGCUGCACCUCCCAAUUACACCCAUUGUGGCUUUUUUGGGGAUCCACAUCUUCGCACAUUCAACGAUGACUUUCAAACCUGUAAAGUUGAGGGAGCCUGGCCACUUAUCCACAAUAAGUACCUGUCUGUCCAAGUUACAAACACUCCAGUUGUUGUUGGAUCUUCAGCUACAGCUACUAGCAAGCUAACAAUCAUCUUCAACAGCUUUCAAGAAUGCGUAGACCAGAAGACGUACCGUGCAGAGACCGAAGAUCUUCCUGCUGCAUUCAUUGAUGGUUCGAAGAAUGGAGGUGAGGGCCAUGGGGCCAACACCCUACGUGUGGUAGAGAAGGUACCUGGACAACAUGUAGAGAUCCAGGCACGUUAUAUUGGCACAACAAUUGUAGUUCGGAAAGUUGGCCACUACCUUACCUUUGCUGUGCGGAUGCCAGAGGAGGUGGUAAAUUCAGUGGAAGACCAGGAUAAUCAGGAUCUUUACCUCUGCCUUCAUGGUUGCCCUGCCAACCAGCGAAUAGACUUCAGGACCUUUAAGGCACGAGCAGCAGAGAGCCAUGGUGUAGGCCGGGGACGUCCAGGGAACCCUUCCCAUGGCUUCACGUACCAGUCAGCCAUGGCCAAGUGCAAAGAACGUCUACCUGUUGAGGAUUUGUACUUUCAAUCGUGUGUUUUUGACCUGCUAUCUUCCGGGGAUAUCAACUUCACUCUGGCGGCCUACUACGCCUUUGAGGAUGUUAAAAUGCUCCACUCCAACAAAAACAAGUACCAUCUCUUUGAAAAGGAUACAAUAUUUAACUCUGCCUCCAGAAAAUUGGCAUUUAGUGUUCUAAUCUUCAUCAGCUUUGUCAUUGUGCAGUUAUGGACUGACUCGUGUUUCAUUUGUCUGUAGUUCCCAUUGGACAUCUGUGUUAAAUGGAUGUAAGAUGCUGUAUGCAUGUGAAGUGCUGCUCUCACCGUGUUGUAUUCCAUCUACCAGAGGCUGGGCUUCUCAGCUAGAGCAUGAGCUUCUGCCGAGGGCUUUCACACUUGUGUGUCUUGUGUCACGCCAUGGACUCAUCUCUCGUGUUCAUCGUGUAUGUUCAUUCAUCGGGCCGGAGCAGAAGCGUUCCUGGAGAUCCAUUCUGCAGUCACCCUGCUGAUCUCAUAACUGCUUAAUGACAGAAAAAGGCAGUGCUUAGAGGUCCUGAUACUCGGAUCAGAUUAAACCAUCCUCGUUUCAACCAGGGUGAUGUGCCACUGACAGAAGUGAGAGGGGGAUGAUCCUUCGCAGAAAGAAGAGUUUGGAGAUGUUCUUCAGUACACUUGAUGCCAAGUGAGAGCUGAAGCAUGUCUCCCAGAGACAGGUUGGAGGACAUGACAAGAGCCUUUAUUAAUGUCUUCAAAUGAUGGAAGGGCGGCAGGAGUUCUCUCUUUGAAGAAGCUCCAGCUUUGGAAAAAUGUUAGCUUUCUAAAGAAAGCCCCCUGGCCAAGGCCAUGUCAGACUAGUAAGUCAUGUUAUCUACAGAGGAGAUUAAUAGGCCAUAACAUCAGGCAUUUUGUAUAGUUAGUUUAUGUGUGAAAGAUGAGUGUUACUGUGUGGGUGAUCGUAUGAAUGGUUGUGUAUGUGAGUGAAGUGUUUCAUAAUAGCUGUAUAUUGCACCCAGGGUCCCAAUGUAGCUCUGGUGUGGUGGUUCAUGGGUCAGUAAGAAGUUUUACGGCCUGCCAAGAGCUCUUUCCUACAUUUUAUAUAAAAAGGGUGUCAACCUUAGUGUCAGUCAGAGUUUAAGUUACACCUAUACUGCUUAAAAUAUUUACUGAAUUCUCUCCAUUGUCAAAUUGGGCAUUCAGCCGGAACAAAUUUUCAGGCACAUAGAGAAUUACUUUCUUUACUUUGUUCAGUCAAGUCGAAAGACAAACAAUGCAAGCCAUACUAUGGUGUGGCCCAUGACAGAGUUGUCAACUUGCUUCAGAUAAACAUGUUAUGGAAAAAAAAUGAAUCAUGUCAGUUUGCAGUAGGUAACACAACAAUCAACGUACAUAUCCAGGAGAGAGCCAAGUUUCUCCAUACAAUGUGUGCAGUUUGAGAUGGGACCCACAAGGCAGAUCCAUCAAUCAUCCUUACUGCUUCUUAAAAAGCAACGCCUUGCUCUCCAUUUCAAAAGGGUGUCGACGUGGCUGUGCUGUAGGCCUCGUUUAACUCACGACUCUGUAGAUCUGUGAAUUUAUGGCAGAGGCGUUUUGCCAAAGAACAAGCCAUGGUGCCAACAAUUUCCCAAACAGCUGAAUUCUCUCUCUCUCUCUCUCUCUCUCUCUCUCUCUCAUGGGGCCUUUGUGGUUCACUUAAGUAUUUGGGCUCAAACCAGAUGUCCUGAUUGUGUUUAAUAUUGGAAGGUGCUGCUAACCUACAGUAUGGUAGAUGGACCAGUGCAGGAGCUAUUGAGAACAUCUGCCAUGCAUUUCUCGUGAUAUUUGAAAUGGGGGCAUUCGCUCUUCAGCCAUUAGCAGGCUCAGGAUUACUGGCACUCAGUGUUGUAUAUAGCAGUAAUAGUAUUGGCGAGCUAGUCACACGUUACAUAGCACCACUAUUUUGAAGAGUGAAACUGCACCCUUGGUAGAACAAUAGUUUUGUAGGCCAUGUCUAAAGACUGUUGGAAAGGUCUCUGUUGAAGAUAAAGCCCACGCAGCCUAAUUUCCAUGUCUCAUUUCUUCUAAGAACAUCUGUCACAGCUGUCUCUUAUCAGUGUUUCUUUUCUGUUAGUAAAAACUAUGAAACUAUGGUUUAGAUAUUAAUUAUACUUACAACGCUUUCACAAUGACUUCAUGGUAAUUUAUUCUUACACUGUAAAGUUUUGCGAGCCUUACUACUGCUAAGAAAGCUUUGUGUUGGUGCAGUUAAUGGCUUUAAAGAAACAUUUGAAAGCAUACAAAAUGAUUGUAAUGACCUUUGUGUUUAAGUGUGAUUGUGUUGUCAGUGCUUUUUGAAUUUAUGUGUAAUGUGACAGGUUUGUGUGAUAUGGCAAAUAAUAUUUUGUGCAGAUUUUAUUUGGUACAUCAGAGGGUGUGGUAAAAUCUACCUUUAAAUUUAAAGGGAGUUUGUGUACACAAAUGCCACAAAACAUAAGAUAAGGGAUUUAUUCAGAUUUAAUUUAAAACAGGAGUAAAAAGCUGACAUUGUGUCCUAAAUGCUAAGUAGGAAACUUGUGACUUGCGGUGUUUAUGUGUUGUUUAUUACAAAAGCACUUUAUGUUUUUAUUCUCUUAACCUAGCUCUUACUUGGUUUUAACUUGAUGGUGAACGAGGUUAUCAUCAGAACUGUUACACUAAAGGAUACAAGUGAAAGAUAAUGUUUUCAAAUGUAUUAACAUUGAAUGGGAGUUACCAGACAGCUUAGUCUGUUUUUGUAUGUAGGACUAAAGCGGUGCCACACACCACCUGUAAAUACUGUAAAUUAUUUAUUGAAGAAAAAAAAAUAAAGUGUCAUAUUGAAUUGUU
This is a messenger RNA of Danio rerio (zebrafish), 4366 nucleotides long. It is a transcript of the gene rgma, whose product is annotated as repulsive guidance molecule BMP co-receptor a. Gene Ontology annotation, cellular component: plasma membrane. The record is from RefSeq and is marked provisional. NCBI's taxonomy places the organism in Eukaryota, Metazoa, Chordata, Actinopteri, Cypriniformes, Danionidae.